CAGCAAGAUACCUUCAUCAACGCCAGUCGAGCCGCUACGUACAUACAAGCAGCAUUGACAUUUUAUUAACUCCGUGAAUUCCAUGAAAGGCGUAUGGAUUAUCAUUCAGUGAUCUAGUAAAAUUCUUUCACUGACGAGUGUCGUAUCGAUGUGUGGAGAAUCGCGGAAGUGAAGAAAGAAAACGCGACAGAAUGAUGACCGAAUCGUCCGAUUCUGUCAAAAUGGAGAUAUUCCAAAAUCCUGAGGUAGAAAAUUCAGUGGUGAAGUCCGUGUCCAUUGAUAUGGAAGCGACCGAGGCCGGUAUAGGGCAGAGUUCAGAGGAGUCCAUCAAUGCGGAAGUGGCCGAGGAUGUUGUGGUGAAGAAUACAGUUGAUACGACUGAUAAGAAGGCCAAACAGGAGAACAGCUUCGCUGCUAAGAAGACAGUGGCGCAGGGUAUGAUGGAUGUCGCGCUCAUCACAGCUAACGCGAAUCAGUUGAGGUACUUGAUCGAAUACCAGCGUGGUAGCCCGACAUUUUACUUCAUCGUCAUCCUGAUCGCCAUCAGUCUACUGUUACAGAUCGCCGUUGGCGUCAGUUUGAUCUUUAAGGGACGAUUUGACUUGAAGGGCAAGUCGAAAUCCCGCAAGGCUCAGAUGAUUAACAAUUAUGUUGUAGCAGCAGUUUUUCUAAUCACGAUCAUUAAUGUAUUCAUAGCUACGUUUAGUAUUUCUGCUCCCACCAUUCAACCGCUUCAAGUCGCACCUACGGCAUCUAGUAUAUAAAUGCUCCUUUGUCGCGAACGAUAUUAUAAUUACGUUUACGCAUCUGUUUUUAAUAUUAAUAUUAAUAUUAACAUAAUAACGAUAGAAAUAUGGCGUACAAAGAAUAUAUAGGAUUUCUAACGACUGAUUUAUAAAGUAAAUUGAAAUGACGAAAGUCAGCGAUUUUAUAACUUAUUAUAGACAUGUUAAUAUGUAAUUACUUUUGUUCUCGUAUACGUGUAAUACAUAUGUAUAUAAUAGCAGCAUAAAUUAUUUUAUUUAAGAUUUAGUCGACUGUGCCAUUUAGCCAUGUCUAUUGAGAAGAACGUGAUUAACAAAUAUGGGUGGUUUCGUAAAACCACUCAUACAUGGAUCUCUUCCUUUCGAAUAAAUAAAAUCUGUACGUAAUUCUAAGAUUUCAUUUAUUGUAUAAUAUAACAUAAUAUAAUGUAACACGAACGACAUGGAUUACGAUUCGUUUUUAUCACAUUGUUCACAUCGUUUUGGAAGCAAAUUCACAACAAUGUGCGUAAAAUAAGUUUUUUACAAUAAGAAAACAUAGUCGAUAAGUUUUUAAACAAAUAAUUCUAUCGCUACAUAAAAUUGUGCAACCGACACGACUAACCCUUUCAGUCACUAACAAAUUUCAUAUUUAUCUGCUCCAAUCGUGAACAAGAUAAAAUUGAUUUUUUAGAAAUUAUUUAGAGAAAGAUGCGUGACCAAUAUGCGCAUGAAAUACAAUAAUAAAAUCGCAAGAAAUUUACAUUGUACAAAUAUCUGGAAGGGUUGACGUCAGGUAAGUUAAUUGUACAAUAUAUGAUAAGACUGAAAAUAUUUAUCAGAAAUAAUUUUUAAUCUAUACUAAUCUCGUGUCUCUCCCAUAGAGAAAAAUAGAAAUUACAAAAAAAAUGCUCUAGCAUCUGUAAAAUAUAUUUCGGUAUCUCAGUGAUAAUUAUAUGAUAUUUAAUCAGGCGGUAGUAAAGGAAAGAAACGUGAUAGAAUCUUUGAUAACGAUAAACGUUAACAGUAGUGUCUACGCGCAAUAUUGUCAUUUUGCGUAUAUUACAAGUCUACCAUAUAUCUUCACUUACAUUGUUAGCAAAAAUAUUUUUUCGUUUUUAAUAGAAUCUGUGCAUGCAAUAACCUCAGCAUGCGACUUAAACUAACUUUUAAGACUUAUAUAUAUGUAUAGGUGUAAAAGUUUAGUAUUAAAUAAAUAAUAAUAUAAACAUCAUUUUUUAACAUAUGUUUAAUGUUAUUUGCAUAACUCUAUAUAACAAGUUUAAUUUUAAACGACAAUGGCUCUGUUAAAGUUCUGAGUUCAAACUCGUUAGGAGCGGUUUCAUCAACGUCCAUUAUCUUUAAUCCGAUUUUCUAUCUUAUCGUUCUUUUGUUUUUUUAAUAAUUACAAACAGACAAAGGCAGAAUUAAAUAAUAGAAUUAAAUAAUUACACGAUUAAUGCUAAUCGUCGUUGAUGAAACCAACUUAUUUUUCGUUAAUCAUCACAAAAUCAUUCAGAUACCUUACGCUAUGCUUUCAAUUUUAGCACGAUAUAUUAUUCACUCACUCAUUAUGCAUUCACUGCAAUUUUUGGAAAUAACUCUAAAUUUGAUAUAAAAUAAAAAUGGAAGUUGCCGUUUUACAUGUUUUUAACACGUGCUAUACAUUGUUAUAGUAUAUUAGAAACUUUUUACUUCUUCUUGGACUAUCAUUAUUCUAAUUACUCUAGAAAAUACAGGAUGUCACUUAAAAUAAUACGCGUUAGUUAUACUGGGAGAAUAUUUUUUUCCGGAUUUGAUAUAGAAAAUAAAUAUUAUUUCAAGAUGAACGAAACAUUGCGGAUGAAACUAAAUUAAGAAGAAUGUUAAUGUAUACAAAUCUUAGGCCAAAUUUGUAACCGUAUUUCUCUAUUAAUUUAUAUCUGAUGUCUUAAAAUCUCUCGACUGAGUAUUUUACAUUAUAAUUUGCUUGAAAUAGGUAUGAUAAAUUGUUUUUGAUCAUCAAGUUACGUGUAUAACGCAACUAUCAAAGAAUUAUUAAAUCGCGUGCGCAAAA
Molecule: messenger RNA, 2799 nt
Organism: Harpegnathos saltator (Jerdon's jumping ant)
Lineage: Eukaryota; Metazoa; Arthropoda; Insecta; Hymenoptera; Formicidae
Product: ninjurin-1
Exons: 3
Coding region: 192-764 (190 amino acids)
Biological process (GO): cell adhesion; tissue regeneration
Cellular component (GO): membrane
Source: RefSeq, a predicted model, not a curated record